Molecule: messenger RNA, 1999 nt
Organism: Magnolia sinica
Lineage: Eukaryota; Viridiplantae; Streptophyta; Magnoliopsida; Magnoliales; Magnoliaceae
Product: CBL-interacting serine/threonine-protein kinase 1
Exons: 14
Coding region: 450-1778 (442 amino acids)
Biological process (GO): protein phosphorylation; signal transduction
Molecular function (GO): protein kinase activity; ATP binding
Source: RefSeq, a predicted model, not a curated record
UCCGUUUGUAGAAAGAAGAAAAAUCAAUCCCCCCCGAACCCGCUUCGGUAAAAAAAAAAAAAGCGGUUUUCCUUUCCCGCGCCACUGCAGAAGUUCGGCGGUUUUCAUUCUACCUAAAACCAGAUUCUCACUAAUCUGGUUUCCCGGCGGGAUCUCCGGCUUGCGGUUUCGAGGCGCUCCUUGGCAUUUCCCGGUCACGUCUUGCUUCUUCGCCGGAAAAUUCAGAGGAAACCUCCAUCCAUCCACCAUAAAAACAAGAAAGAAAGAAGAAGCCCGAUGCAUUAACUGGUCUUUCAUGAUCUCAGCCACGCAAUCUCAUCGUAACCGAUUCAACGGCCCUAUACUCUCAGUUUUUAUUCAUUGAAGGCUACAUAUUUGGAUUGGGUCCAUUUGAUUUUAUAUAGCUUAUAGAGAAGGAGAAGAAAAGGAGAGGGGGAUCUUCUUCUUUCAUGGUGAGUGAGGAGGGAAAGAAGGAGGGAAUGCGACUGGGAAAGUACGAGUUAGGACGGACGCUCGGCGAGGGCAAUUUCGGAAAGGUGAAAUUCGCUAGGGAUAUCGAGUCAGGGCAGGGCUUUGCUGUGAAGAUCUUGGAGAAGAAGAGGAUUCUCGAACUCAAGAUCGACGAUCAGAUAAAGAGAGAGAUCGGGACAUUGAAGCUGUUGAAGCAUCCGAACGUUGUCAGAUUAUAUGAGGUGAUAGCAAGCAAAACCAAGAUUUAUAUGAUCCUCGAAUAUGUUACUGGUGGUGAAUUAUUCGACAGAAUUGCACAAAGGCGAUGGCUGCCUGAGGACGAAGGUCGAAAGGUCUUCCAGCAGUUGAUUGACGCUGUGAGCUAUUGCCACAAUAAAGGUGUCUUUCACAGGGAUUUGAAGCCAGAGAAUGUUCUGGUCGAUGCAAAAGGAAACAUAAAGAUAUCUGAUUUUGGCCUGAGUGCUUUACCUCAACAUUUUAGGGUUGAUGGGUUACUGCAUACAACCUGUGGGAGUCCUAAUUAUGUUGCCCCUGAGGUAAUUGCCAACAGAGGGUACGACGGUGCCACAGCGGAUCUCUGGUCAUGCGGUGUUAUAUUGUACGUUGCUCUUACGGGUUCCCUCCCAUUCGAUGACAACAACAUGGUUGUCCUUUACCAGAAGAUCAACAAGGGACGUCCCCGUAUUCCCACUUCACCCCCAAUCUCUGCUGAUGCUCGAAACAUGAUUUGGAGGAUUCUCGAUCCCAAUCCAAAAACAAGGAUUACUAUAGCUGAAAUUAAAGAGAAUGAGUGGUUCAAGCAAGGCUACAUUCCUGCAAAUCCUGAUGAUGACGAAGAAGACACCCGCAUUGAUGAUGAGGCAUUCUCGAUUCAAGAGCCAACUGAGACAGAUAAAGAACCGAAUUCACCCACCCUCAUCAAUGCCUUUCAGCUCAUUGGGAUGUCUUCAUCCCUCGACCUUUCUGGAUUCUUCGAGAAAGAGGAUGUCUCUGAGAGGAAGAUCAGAUUCACAUCAAAUUAUUCCCCGAAAGAUUUGCUCGAGAAGAUCGAAGACAUUGUCACCAGAAUGGGAUUCCGAGUCCUAAAACGAAAUGGCAAGCUCAAGGUGACGCAGGAGCGUAAGGAUGUAAAGAGCCCUGGUAGCCUUUCAGUUGCCGCAGAGGUGUUUGAGCUAAGCCCAUCUUUGUAUGUUGUUGAAUUAAGAAAAUCAUAUGGAGAUUCUUCAUUGUAUAGACAGUUGUGUACAAAGUUAUCGAAUGAUCUGGGAGUGUGCCAAAGCCAACAGCUUUUAACAACGGAAGCGUGAUGGCUGGGACCAAGCAUACAAGAUAUCGCCCGGUGGAGAAAUAUCCAUCUGCAAGGUGUAAUCUUUGUAUUUUUUAUUUUAUUACAUUUUUUUAAAGGACAAGGCCAGGUUGUGGUAGAUAUAUAGCAAUCCAACGCAACGUUUAGAGAAUGUAUUAUAGGACAUGGAUGCAUUAUUCUAUUAUGGAGGAAUACAAUUUCAAUAGUUGUGCAUUUGGCUCU